Messenger RNA from Oreochromis aureus, 3427 nucleotides. RefSeq names its product solute carrier family 13 member 5-like. Gene Ontology annotation, molecular function: citrate transmembrane transporter activity; sodium:dicarboxylate symporter activity; succinate transmembrane transporter activity. NCBI's taxonomy places the organism in Eukaryota, Metazoa, Chordata, Actinopteri, Cichliformes, Cichlidae. The transcript is spliced from 13 exons. Gene Ontology annotation, biological process: citrate transport; monoatomic anion transmembrane transport. Bases 11 to 2107 code for a protein of 698 amino acids. Gene Ontology annotation, cellular component: membrane. The record is from RefSeq and is a predicted model, not a curated record.
UGCAUCACAAAUGUGUCGGAGAGAGAGUGAGAGAGAGAAACCUGGGAGCAGCCAGACUGUGAGCCGGACACAGCUGCGAGGCACAGAUUCGGCUUCAUUCAGCACUGACAGCUUUUUGUUUUCAUCUUCAUCUUCAUCACCACCAUCAGCCAUGUCAGUUCUUCCUCUGCGGGUGAAAAUGCUGCGGCAGGUCUGGAGGCUGAAGGGCGUCGUGAUCCUCGUCUGCAGCCCGUUCCUCCUGCUGCCGCUCGCCGUCAGCACCACGGAGGCAGCCUGUGCUUAUGUCAUAGCCCUCAUGGCGGUUUAUUGGUGCACGGAGGUGUUGCCACUGGCGGUGACGGCGCUGCUGCCAACCAUCCUGUUCCCCGUCCUGGGCAUCAUGGAGUCCAAAGAAUUGUGUAUGCAGUACCUGAAGGACACUAACAUGCUGUUUGUCGGGGGCCUGAUGGUUGCCGUAGCCGUCGAGCACUGGAACCUCCACAAACGCAUCGCGCUCCGGGUGCUGCUGAUAGUCGGAGUCCGACCUGCCCUGUUGAUGCUGGGGUUCAUGGGAGUGACGGCCUUCCUGUCCAUGUGGAUCAGCAACACGGCUACCACCGCCAUGAUGGUCCCCAUCGUCCAGGCCGUCCUGGACCAGCUCCACAGUAACGUAGACCCCGAGCAUCCGGCCAAGAGUAAGAACAGGAGUGAGGCACUACCUCAGGAGCAUCAGGAGAAAACCAUCAGCAUCCUUCAAGCUGUUAACCCAAACAUCAUGGAGAUAGGUCUGAAUCAAUCAACCCAACCUCAAGGCAACUCAGAGAAAACCAGCAACCUACAAGGCAACGUGUUGCCUGAGCAUAAAGGGGUGUCACAGGGUCAGAUGGACACAAAGGAGACUGUCAAACCAGCACCACAAGACAAACCUCCAUCAGACAGCAGCAGCAGUCCCGUGGUCGUGACCGUGGAGAGCAACUUCUGUCAGAUGGAGCUGGAGGAGCUGAGUGAUGUGGAGGAGGAGACGAGAAGGAUGAGUAAAGGCCUCCUACUGUCAGUCUGCUACGCCGCCAGCAUCGGAGGCAUCGCUACCCUGACAGGAACCGGGCCGAACCUGGUCCUCAUCGGACAGAUGAGCCAGCUCUUCCCUCAGAAUGGUGACGUGAUCAACUUUGCAUCCUGGUUUGCCUUUGCCUUCCCCACCAUGGUGCUGACGCUGACCCUGGCCUGGUUCUGGCUGCAGUUUCUCUACGUGGGCUGCAACCUGAAGAAGACGUGGGGUUGUGGUGCGGUCCAGUCGCAGAAGGAGCGGGCGGCAUACGAGGUCAUCAGGGAUGAGCAUUCCCGUCUGGGACCCAUGAGUUACGGAGAGUUCAGCGUUCUGGCACUUUUCAUCCUCAUGGUGGUGCUGUGGUUCACACGAGACCCGCGCUUCAUGGACGGCUGGGCGACGUACAUGUUCAACUCCAAAGCUGAGUUCGUCACAGAUGCAACCGUUGCCUUGUUUGUUGCUGUUUUGUUGUUCGUUCUUCCCUCCGAGCCACCGCGAUACCUCUGCUUCUGGAGGCGCUCCGACACAGAGUCUCGGGUCUCUCAAGGCCCCGCCCCUUCUCUGCUCACCUGGCAGGUGACUCAGAAGAAGAUGCCCUGGAAUAUCGUCCUGCUGCUGGGAGGCGGCUUUGCUUUGGCCAAAGGCAGUGAGGAGUCUGGUUUGUCACGUUGGCUCGGUGAUCAGAUGACGCCGCUCCACUCAGUCCCUCCGUGGGCCAUCGCCAUCAUCCUCUGCCUGCUCGUUGCCACCUUCACUGAAUGUGCAAGCAACGUUGCAACAGCAACUCUCUUCCUGCCCAUCCUGGCUUCCAUGUCCCAGUCCAUCAGCUUGAACCCUCUGUACGUGAUGAUCCCCUGCACCCUCAGCGCCUCCUUCGCCUUCAUGCUGCCGGUGGCCACCCCACCUAAUGCCAUUGUGUUUUCCUCCGGUUUCCUCAAAGUGUCCGACAUGGCUAAAACAGGUGUGGUGAUGAACAUCAUCGGCAUCGGCUGCAUCAGUCUGGCCAUCAACAGCUGGGGUCGGGUCCUGUUUUCUCUGGACACUUUCCCCUCAUGGGCCAACGUCACUGCACCCGUAUAGGAGCAACAUCCUCCCACAUCUUUAUUUAUGCACAUAAAAACUUUUUCAGGUUUGAUCUUUCAGCUCCAGCAUCUGGGCAUUUCCCUGCAAGGAGUUUGUUUUUUAUAUUCGUGCUGCAGCACUUUCUGAGCCACCAGAAACAUCAUCUUGAUUUUGUUGUUUGUGUCAUUGUGCAUGUGCACGUUCUAGUAAACUGUCUACAGAGUAGCAUUAAUGGCAAUUAAUGGACUCCCACAUACAAGGAAUAUAGUCUACGUUACCUUUGGUGGAUUGAAAAACUAGAUCUACCUUUAUAUGUUUGUACAUGAUGGUGUUAAAUAAAUACACACAAACUGAGGUUACAGUUUAACAUAGAGUGCAGGUUUUAGUAUUUGUUCAUAGUGUCUUUAAAGCAAUCUUAGUGCCAAACAACAACAGCUUCAUGCACAAUUCCAAGUCCACAAGUUUUAAAUGGAUUCUUAAAAUGAGUUGGACUGUGGACUCUAACUACAAACAUUCAAAUUCUUGUUGCCCCUUUAAUUAUAAAAAAAAAAAGAACUAUUGAAUGACAUUGAUGAACAUUUAACAGCUGAAAGAAACCUGAAAUUAAAAAAAACAUCACAGGCUUUUAAUUUGAAACAUCUUCAGAAAGCUGUACUGUCAGGAGUGUAAUAUUAUUUUUUUAAAGGCAUCAAAAAAGAUGAAGAAGCUGAGAAGGAUGAAGGAUGAAAGCACAUUGUGAGUAAACCAUGGAAACACGGAGUAAGUUUAACAGAGGGUGAAAACAGGACCUAAACAAGAUGAUUAUAAAACACUUAAUAAAGUGUUGUCUGUAAUAACAAUGUCAUAUAAAAUUGUUCUUUUUGUUUGAAGUAAAAUAAGAAAAACUGCUGCUCCUGAUAUUUAUCUGCUCAUCAUAAAUGUGUGAAACUGCUUGUUAGCAGGUGUGCCACAGGGCUCUGUUUCAGUUUAUGUUAAUGAGAUUGUUUCUUCUGCAGAUGAUACUGUAUUAUAAUUUUCUUCCUGAUUGCUGUGAAGUUUUUUUCUUUGUGAUUAUUUCGCUGUUCUGUGUUUUUUAUUUGGAGGACUGACUCUAGAAGAGCUGCAGCAAAACUUUACUGACUGGGAAAAUUCCCAAUGAAGAAACCACUAUUUUCCCUGUGAACUGGAAUUAUUUUAGCGUAAUUAGUAAAUAUGCUUCACAUUUUAUAUGGUUUAUAUUUAAACAUAAUAACACAGUUUUUAUGCGAGCUGAUGAGUGUGUUCUGUACAUAUGUGAUGUUUUGUACCAUCUUGUUAACAGUUUUAUUUCAUAUUAAUAAAGAUCGAUCUUUAAAUGCA